This is a messenger RNA of Conger conger (European conger), 957 nucleotides long. RefSeq names its product regulating synaptic membrane exocytosis 3 (gene rims3). Gene Ontology annotation, cellular component: cytoskeleton of presynaptic active zone; presynaptic membrane. Gene Ontology annotation, molecular function: small GTPase binding; transmembrane transporter binding. Lineage: Eukaryota; Metazoa; Chordata; Actinopteri; Anguilliformes; Congridae. Gene Ontology annotation, biological process: regulation of synaptic plasticity; positive regulation of synaptic transmission; regulation of membrane potential. The transcript is spliced from 6 exons. The coding region runs from base 1 to 957 and encodes 318 amino acids. The record is from RefSeq and is a predicted model, not a curated record.
AUGAUGCUCAGCAGUUCGGUGGAGGUGCCCAGCCCAGGGGGCAUGAGCGCGGCGGCCGCGCGGAACGUGGUGCGCAGCUCCAGCAUCAGCGGGGCCAUGUACAGCCUGGAGAAGAGUCCCGGGGGCGCCCCCGACGCUGCUGGCCUGGUGGGAAACAAGAAGCGCCGCUCCAGCCUGGGAGCCAAGAUGGUGGCCAUCGUGGGGCUGUCCCAGUGGAGCAAGAGCACCCUCCAGCUCAACCAGCAAGACGGUGGGACGAAGAAGCUAAGGAGCACCAUUCGGCGUAGCACGGAGACAGGCAUCGCCGUGGAGAUGAGGAAUCGCGUGACGCGGCAAGGUAGCAAGGAAUCGACUGACGGAAGCACCAACAGCAACAGCUCAGACGGAACGUUCAUUUUCCCCACCACGCGCUUGGGAGCCGAGAGCCAGUUUAGCGACUUCCUGGAUGGCCUGGGCCCCGCCCAGAUCGUAGGUCGACAGACCUUAGCCACACCUCCAAUGGGGGAUGUCCAUGUGGGGAUGGUAGACAGAGGAGGUCAGCUAGAGGUGGAGAUCAUCCAGGCACGAGGACUGACCCCCAAACCCGGGUCAAAGAACAUCCCAGCGUCAUAUGUGAAGGUGUACGUGCUGGAGAACGGGGCCUGUCUGUCCAAGAAGAAGACAAAAGUGGUGAAGAAGACUCUGGAUCCGCUGUACCAGCAAGCCCUGCUCUUCGACGAGAGCCCGCAGGGGAAGGUUCUGCAGGUGAUUGUGUGGGGAGACUACGGUCGCAUGGACCACAAGAGCUUCAUGGGAAUGGCGCAGAUCCUGCUGGAGGAGCUGGACCUGUCCUCCACCGUGAGCGGCUGGUACAAGCUGUUCCCCACGUCCUCGCUGGCCGACCCCGCCAUCGGCCCCCUGACCCGCCGCCUCUCCCAGUCCUCCCUGGAGAGCGCCACCAGCCCGUCCUGCACCUAG